This is a messenger RNA of Sorex fumeus (smoky shrew), 4029 nucleotides long. It is a transcript of the gene TOR1AIP1, whose product is annotated as torsin 1A interacting protein 1. Gene Ontology annotation, cellular component: nuclear membrane. NCBI's taxonomy places the organism in Eukaryota, Metazoa, Chordata, Mammalia, Eulipotyphla, Soricidae. The coding region runs from base 283 to 2166 and encodes 627 amino acids. Gene Ontology annotation, molecular function: ATPase activator activity. The record is from RefSeq and is a predicted model, not a curated record. The transcript has 12 exons. Gene Ontology annotation, biological process: nuclear membrane organization.
ACCGCGCCGUCCUCCGCCCCCGGCGGCCGCGGGCCAGGAGGCGGGAGUGGCCGCGACAGCUGACCCGGCGCUGGCCCGGCCGCGCCCACAGCCCGCGGGACGCAGCGCGGGCCCAGAUGCGCGCGGGCAGCGCGGCCGCGAGGACGCGGGCGGAGGCCUCCGGGGCUGCCGGCCGCCGCGCCGACCGCCGCGCGCCGCGCCCGACGCCCGCCAGCAGCGCAGCGAGCCCCGCGGGACGCGCCCGGGACCCCCAGCGCCGGCGACCCAAGUGCGUCAGCAGCGAUGGCGGGCGAGGGGCGGUGGGCGGGGCCGGGGCCGGAAGCCCGGGGGGAGGUCCGCGUCGCCACGCCCCGACCUCCUCUGCGCCGCGCCGCCGCGCAGCCGGGCGCCGGCAGUGACGCACUUCCGGCCGCGCCGGCCUCCCCGGCGCCCCGCCCCGCCCGGCGGGAAGUGAGGUUCUCGGACGCGCCGCCGGAAGUGUACGGCGACGACGACGAGCCGCCGGGGGGCGGCGGGGAUUGGCUUCCGGGCGGAACGCGAAGCCCGCGAGAAGAGUUCCGGGCCGAGGCCGCGCCGGAGCCAGUGCCCGAGAGCACCUAUUACCUGCGCUCGCUGCGGAGCCCGCCGCGACCCCCGGAGCCCGCCGAGAUGACGACGCGCCGGGUCACCCGCCGGCAGCAGCAGCAGCCGCUGACCUCGGCCCCGGCUCGCAGGGGGCUCCGGGACUCCCGCUUCUCCGACGAGGACGAGCCAUCUCCACAACGUGCGUUAAGCCCAAGAGGCACAAGGAAAAGUAUGAGGUCGCCCAAGGAGGUUCCGGUUUUGAUUGACGAUCCCAUCUCUGAGCUCCGAAGACCCCCGCUAAGGAGUCCGAGACUUGGUUCGCCUUUCAAACCAAACGGAAAUUCUAACCCCAGUGAACUAGAAGCCGCCAGCGCCCAGCAGGGGCCCAGUUCUCCUGAAGGCGACGAGGAGGAGGAGGAGGAGGAAGAGGCUGAGGAGGAGGAGGAAGAACCGGAAAGCUCCGACAGUGAGGCCUCGUCACCCCAGCUCCGUUCAAGGGAGGCUCUGGAAUCUGCAGACCCGAUCCCCAGAUCAAGUCACUAUGCAGAUCGGCAGUCAUCACAGUAUCAAGACUUUACAACCCGUGAUCAUCAACCUUCGGGGCUGAGCUCAGGAUAUCCAAAAGUAUCUCAGGAAUGGAACGAACGGAUUGGAGGGAUAAGAUCGCGGAGGCCAAUAUCUUCAGGAAGCAAGAGUUCCGUGCCUGGCGGUUUUUCGGACGAUGACAGCCUGCGGAAGCCAGAGCUCAGGAACCAGCGCCCGCCGAGCGCCGCCCAGCAAGCACCCAGGCCACCCAAAGCGCCAUCCUCGCCGCCCAAAGAGUCGUCCUGGCCGGGUCCUUGUUCCUGGCCGCUGCUGCUGCUGCUGGCGGUGGUGGCCGGCGUCGCCCUGUACCUGAUGGGGCCCAGCGGGUCCCCCGCGGCGGACAGCCCGGACGUCCAGGUGUUCCAGAGUCAGAUGCAGCAGCUGCGGCAGCGCUACCGUGGGCAGGACGAGAAGCUCUGGCGACGCAGCGCGGCGUUGCUGGAGAAACACCUCAACGGCUCCCGGCCGCGGCCGCAACCUGCCAUCCUGCUGCUGGCGGCCGCCCGCGACGCCGAGGACGUCCUGCACUGCUUGGGCGAGCACAUCGCCGACGCCUACGCCGCCUCGCUGGACCACCGCGCCCCGGCCAUCCGCAUCGACGGCGCGGGGCUGGCGUCCCGGGACAGCGGCGCGGCCAAGCUGCAGGUGGACGAGGCGCUGAGCCGCGGCUUCGAGGGCGGCCGGGCGGCGGCCGUGGUCCACCGGUUCGAGUCCCUGCCGGCCGGCGCCACCCUCAUCUUCUACAAGUACUGCGACCACGAGCACGCGGCCUUCAAGGACGUGGCGCUGGUGCUCACCGUCCUGCUGGAGGACAAGACGCUGGGCGCCAGCCCCGACCUCAAGCACGUCGAGGAGAAGGUGCGCGACUUCCUGCGGGUCAAGUUCAUCGAGGUCGGCGCCCCCAGCGGGCACGACCGCAUGGACGCCGACAAGCUGAGCGGUCUCUGGAGUCGCAUCUCCCACCUGGUGCUGCCCGUGCAGCCCGAGCGGUCCCAGAAGCGGGGCAGCUGCUUGUGACCGGCCCCGGGUUCAAGGCCCGGCUGGCCUUCCCCCCACCCCCACCCCGGCGCCGCUCUGCGGAGGAACGGGUUUCUUUCCCAGGAGAGUCGGCUUCCACGGCCAACACGACUCGUGGCCCAUCCCGCGUGCGGCCUCGUUUGUCGGACCCCUGAGCGCGGCCAGGGGGAUCCCCCCGGGUGGGUCUGGACCUCAGGGUCUGGAUCUUUGCUGCACCCCACUUUCUGUGUGCUGUUUUGUGUGUCUGCAGCUUGGGCUUUCACAGGGCAGGGGUCUCCCUGGUGGCGGCGGCGGCUUCUGUCCUGAGCCGCUUACGUGGGCAGCGACCCACGUCACCUGGGCUCAGGCACGACAGGGCGUCCGUCCUGGGGUUGUGGUAAGGAUGGUCUCUGUGGGGUGUUUCGGGUUUUUUCUUUCCCCCACCCCUCCCCGCUUUGUUUUUGGAGUCGUAGGCAAGGAGGCGGCCCUGGGCAGAGCGAGACACUGUGAAAAUGAAUGACAGGAAGAUUUGUCACCGCAGAAUGUUUUAAUCAGACCAGGCCAGACUGCUGCCACCGUGGGGAAGAUGCUGGCCUUGUAUGCCACCAACCCCGGUGCAGAUACCCGGCACUGUAGAGGGUUCUCCUUGGACACCGCUCACACUCACGCCCGAGCACAGAGCCAGGAGUAACCCCUGAGCACCGCAGGGCGAGCACCCACACAUAUGCACACACCGACCAGGAAACCGGGUGCAUGGAGCCACUUCCGGAAUGUGCUUUUCACACGCUCUUUGCCUUUAAAGAAACGGUGAGGGGAGGGGUGGGGAGUGUUUCGGAAGCUUUUUUCGUCCUUGCCACUUUGAUGCUGAAGCCCCCGUGAAUCCUGAGUAGUUGCUCACGGGUGUACCCCAAAGUCUUGGUUGUGACUGAGGAACCGUAAUUUAGGCAACUGCAAACCGUUGGUGUAACCAGCCCUUGAGAAAGGUUGAUGUGCUCCGUGCCCAUCUGUUCUCUCUGUAGCCUCUUCAUAAUGCUCUCGCAAGGGGUACAAAGAUCGGCCAAGUACACCGAAUUCCAUGUGAUUUGAGUUCCUCGGGCUCCACCCGGCCCCCGUUGGCUUCGUGUUGAAAUGUUCUGUGGGGCCGAAGCGAUAGCACAGCGGGGAGGGCGUUUCCCUUGCACGCGGCCGACCCGAGUUCAAUCCCCAGCAUCCCAUAAGGUCCCCCGAGCACCGCCAGGAGUGAUUCCUGAGUGCAGAGCCAGGAGGAACCUCUGAGCAUUGCUGGGUGGGACCCAAAAAGCCAAAAAAAAACAAAAGCUAUAUGCUUUGACAGGGCUCAUCUGUGCUCUGCUCUGCAAUUCGUAGACCCUUCAAAUUCUCAAGGCACAUUUCUUUUUCUUUUUUUUUUUAAGUUAUCAGCUAACUUCUAUGUGAAAUACUGUUUUCAGAGAACUAGAGCUAGUCUGAGGGUUUCCGCCUUUGUCUUUUUUGUCUCUUGGCUCUGCUCAGGGCUGACUCCUGGCUCUGUGCUCACGACCAACUCCUGGCUCUGUGCUCACGGUUGACUCCCAGCUGUGCUUGUUCCAGAGCUGACGGUAAAUGAGGUGUUUGCAAACUUCGCGCCCUGGAUUGUUCUUGGUUCCUGGUCUUAUUUACAGAGCAUUCUAAAAAGAAUUUCGAAGAAUUUAUUUUAUAUAUUAUGUACAUUAUCUUUGGAGAAAUGUUUUUAUUAAAUGUUUCAUUGACCAAAAUAAGACCAAAAUAAUUUGAAAAUAAUCAAUGUUAUAUCUCUCAGAAAAAAGAAUUAUAAUUUCUCAUCUCUCUAGAAAUACCUUUUGAAAGCUAUUUUAGUAAUUUAAAUAAAUUUACUUUUUUGGUUUGUAC